CCUGUCCCCCAGCGUCGUCCCCCCCUCGCUCUCGGCCCAUCUUGGCCUUUCGGGCGGCAGGAGGAGGAGGAGAAGGAAAGGAGGCACCCUGCCACUUUUUGGGCCGCUCGGGCGGCAGAGCGCUCUCUUGGCCCAGCGGCGGGAGGUCGAGCGAACGAGCUCGCGGGCCGCCUCCUCCAGUAUCGUUCCCCCGCUCGCCCCCCGUCGGCCCAGGAGGAGCCUGUUUGGGGUCCUAACAUGA
Messenger RNA from Prorocentrum cordatum, 241 nucleotides. The record is from the annotation of a GenBank genome assembly. Lineage: Eukaryota; Dinophyceae; Prorocentrales; Prorocentraceae.